Messenger RNA from Nycticebus coucang (slow loris), 1122 nucleotides. It is a transcript of the gene GPR142, whose product is annotated as G protein-coupled receptor 142. Gene Ontology annotation, molecular function: G protein-coupled receptor activity. Lineage: Eukaryota; Metazoa; Chordata; Mammalia; Primates; Lorisidae. The record is from RefSeq and is a predicted model, not a curated record. Gene Ontology annotation, cellular component: membrane. Gene Ontology annotation, biological process: G protein-coupled receptor signaling pathway.
AUGCUGGGAGGGAACUGUGGGGACCCCCAGGAGAGGCCACAGGUGACCCAGGACUGGCCCAGGAGCAUGGGGCUUGAGGGACAACACACAGCUGGGCAGCCACAAGCAGCCCUGCUGUCCACACCCAAUAGCAGUGGACCGAGCCAAGAGUUUGGAGGCCACUGGCCAGAGAUCCCAGAGAGGUCCCCGUGUGUGGUUGGCGUCAUCCCUGUCAUCUACUACAGUGUCCUGCUGGGCCUGGGAUUGCCUGUCAACCUCCUGACCGCAGUGGCCCUGGCCCGCCUGGCUGCCAGGACCAGGAAGCCCUCCUACUACUACCUUCUGGCACUCACGGCUUCAGAUAUCGUCACCCAGGUGGUCAUCGUAUUCGUGGGCUUCCUCCUGCAAGGAGCUGUGCUGGCCCGCCAAGUGCCCCAGGCCGUGGUGCGCUCAGCCAACAUCCUGGAGUUUGCUGCCAACCAUGCCUCAGUCUGGAUAGCCAUCCUGCUCACGGUAGACCGCUACAGUGCCCUGUGCCGCCCCUUGCACCACCGGGCUGCCUCAUCCCCAGGCCGUACCCGCCGGGCCAUUGCCACUGUCCUCGGUGCUGCCCUGCUGACAGGCAUCCCCUUCUACUGGUGGCUGGACGUGUGGAGGGAUGCUGACCCUCCUAGCACGCUGGACAAAGUCCUCAAGUGGGCUCACUGCCUCACUGUCUAUUUCAUCCCCUGUGGUGUGUUCCUGAUCACCAACUCAGCCAUCAUCUACCAGCUACGGAAAAGUGGCCAGACUCGGCGGCGCCCCCAGGUAGGUAAAAGCACAGCCAUCCUCCUGGGCGUUACCACACUCUUCACCCUCCUGUGGGCACCUCGGAUCUUUGUCAUGCUCUACCACAUGUACGUGGCCCCCGUCCACCGGGACUGGAGGGUCCACCUGGCCUUGGACGUUGCCAACAUGGCAGCCAUGCUCAACACUGUGGUCAAUUUUGGCCUCUAUUGCUUUGUCAGUAAGACUUUCCGGGCCACUGUUCGAAUGGUCAUCCACGACGCCCACCUGCCCUGCAUGCCAGGGUCACGGCCAGAGGGCACCAUGGUGGGGCCUGUGCUGAAGCCUCUAGGACUCCCCAAAGGAGCAGAAUUAUAG